Molecule: messenger RNA, 666 nt
Organism: Cornus florida
Lineage: Eukaryota; Viridiplantae; Streptophyta; Magnoliopsida; Cornales; Cornaceae
Exons: 1
Coding region: 1-666 (221 amino acids)
Biological process (GO): chloroplast organization; regulation of DNA-templated transcription
Cellular component (GO): chloroplast
Molecular function (GO): double-stranded DNA binding
Source: RefSeq, a predicted model, not a curated record
AUGUGGCCUUCGUCCGAAGAGGCUCUCUCGGCCUCCAAGUACAUCACCAUCAAAACCCCAAACAAACCAGACUCCGUUUUCACAUUCUUCAGCAGCCAUGGAUUCACCAAAAUCCAGAUCUCACUUCUCAUCAGAAGAUACCCUCGGGUACUCAUGUCCGAUCCCGAGAGCACCCUUUUCCCCAAAAUUGAAUUUUUCCACUCUAAAGGUUUUUUAGCCCAAGAAAUUGCUAAAAUACUAUCUACAACACCAGAAGUUUUGAGAAGAAGUUUGGAAAACCAUAUCAUCCCAUCCUACAAUUUUUUAAAGGAAUUACUCAAGUCCGAAGAAAAAACGAUUGCCGCUAUUAAACACUGUGCUAGGCUUUUGUUGUUUGAUCUUCACAUAUCUGUAGCACCCAAUAUUGAAUCUCUGAGAGAAAUAGAUGUGUCCGAAUCGAUUAUUGUGGCUUUCUUUGCAAAACAACCUCAAGCUUUCACGCCUAAUGCUGAUAGGUUUAAGGAGAUUGUGGAGGAAGUAAAGAAAAUGGGUUUUAACCCUACGACAAUGAUGUUUGAUAUAGCAAUUCAUGCACUAGGGGCAAUGAGUAAAUCAAAUUGGGAAAAGAAGGUGUGGUUUAUAAGAAGUGGGGUUUGUCUGAGGAUGAGAUCUUGGUGGCUUUUGUGA